UGUCGGAACAUUUUCAACAGCUAUUGUAAAAGAAACCGAAAUCACGAGCGCGCCUUGGCACAGCCACUUAUCCAGUGACCUAGUCACAAUGCUGUAGAAUCUUAUCCGACGUGUACUCUUUACUUGACCCCCGUCAUCGUCGACGAGAGAUCUAGCCUGGAAUGUCUUACUAUACCCCUAAUCCUGCCAGUGCCUAUACAUCAAACCCUGCUAGUUCCUAUUCGUCAAACCUCAGUCGAUACCCCACUGGUUCCCAACCCAGGUCGUACAAUCAUCAACACGGUCCCCCAGCCGGUUCUGAUCCUCAGCUCUGGCAGUGGUUCUGCGCCGUUGAUACUGAUCGAUCGGGCGCUCUCAGCGUCACAGAACUUCAGGAUGCCCUGGUAAACGGUAAGUGGACAAAGUUUGAUCUCGACACGGUGAAGAUGCUCAUGAAUAUCUUUGAUACCGAUCGAAGUGGAACCAUCGGCUUCAAUGAAUUUGCUGGCUUAUGGAAGUAUAUUGCGGAGUGGCAACGGGUCUUCAAGCACUUCGAUAGAGAUCAUUCUGGUUCCAUCGAAGGACGUGAACUUGCGGAAGCCCUCCGUAACUUUGGUUACAACCUAUCUCCCCCUUUGUUGCAAGCACUGGAAAUCCGAUACGCAUCUGCUGCACCUAGUGCGUAUGGCCCCCCUCCUGGUAUUACUUUCGACCGCUUCGUGAGGGCAUGUGUGACCGUCAAGACUUUGACCGAAACAUUCCAAAGGGCGGAUCAUGAUAAUGACGGCUGGAUUCAGCUUAACUAUGAAGGGUUUUUGAAGAUCUCGCUGAGUGCGCCUUAAUGUGAUAAAUCACGUCUGUAUUCGUCAUGUACAUUGGAGAUGUAUGAUAGCCUUGGAAAUACGGUAUUUCAUGUAUAUGCAACCCUCAGCAUGUAUGAAUGAGCCUCGCCAAAGAUAAUAUUGAUUCUUUCAGCGUGAUGAAAA
This is a messenger RNA of Suillus subalutaceus, 965 nucleotides long. Its product is annotated as EF-hand. NCBI's taxonomy places the organism in Eukaryota, Fungi, Basidiomycota, Agaricomycetes, Boletales, Suillaceae. Bases 162 to 821 code for a protein of 219 amino acids. Gene Ontology annotation, molecular function: calcium ion binding. The record is from RefSeq and is a predicted model, not a curated record. The transcript is spliced from 8 exons.